GCUACAGCUAGGGACGCAUCGCCAGGCACGAAACAGUUUGUUUUAAGAAGAGAAAGAAACGGAUGCACGCUAACUGUCGGUAAUUAUAGUAUAUGAUGGUGUCUCUAAGUGGAAGGAAGCACCUGGUAAAACUACAUACGGUACCCAAAACAUUCAACCAAAGCGAACUACUACCACAUUUUUUUGUUCCAAGGCCCGAGAGACACUCGCUGUUGACAACUCAAUCAAGUAAACCCCAGCUACGGAAUCAAGGAGAAAUGGUUAUCGGCCUUCUGAUCAUUGCGGGAAUUCCCACAACAAUAGGCGUCUGCGAAGCCUUGAGUGCGCAGAAAAAAGCCAACAACGCAUCUAAAGAGAAAGCCAAGUUCCAGUUGACAGCCGCUAUAUCCCUCGAUGGAGGACCGUCGGAAGAGUGUUUUUGUGUGUUGAGAGAUGGAAGAUUAUGGAUCGACCAUCCCGACUAUCCCGUGCCAGGCCAUAGGUUUAUGGGGUACUACUUCACAUACCCCUCUGAAGAGAAGCACCUGGGCAUGGUGAGCACGAUAGCAGACGAUCCGCCCAUGCUAAACUGGAUUUAUUGCGAUAAGGACACUGGCAUGGUUAAGCACGGCGGCCGUCAAGCUACCAUUGGGCAUACCAUCGGUCCUUGGUACUGGAGCGAUGACGAGACGUGGCUGACGCUCGAAGGGGACACCUUACACUUUGUUGCUGUUCAAGACGAGGAAACCCAGAGAUGGUGCGUUUACUGGGACAAGGAUAGGAAGAUCAGGGGAUCAAGCGGUAGUUAUUCAGACGAGGAAUCAGAGGGAGAAUCGGAAGAGUCAGAAGCGGAAGAUGAUUCUGAGUUUAGCGGCAGUGAAACCGGGGAACCAAGAAAGCCCAUAAAGACAUUUGAAAAGAAACCCAAAAAGGGAGCUGGGAAGAGCGAGGGCCAGCAAAACGGAGGUGGGGACACCGAGGGGAAGAAGACAGAGGUGAAAACGGAGGACAAGCAGGAUGAUGUUAGGGAAGCUCCUCCUGCUCUGCCGCAAGUACAGAAGCCUGUGAAAUGGGUUCCGAUCCUGCUGCGUCGUCGAAUGCAGUUAGGGAUGGAAAGCCGAUACGUCAAGGGCGCCAAUGGCUAGGAACAUAAGCGUAGUGGUGUGGAUCAUGCAGGGAUAAUACAAGAAUUGUAAUGUGAUGAGAUGGUGGGCUCACUGCAUAAGAUCGCGAUAGGUAUCAUGAAGGGUACCUAGCGGUGAUAGGGCCCUGAA
Messenger RNA from Neurospora hispaniola, 1253 nucleotides. RefSeq lists its product as uncharacterized. The transcript is spliced from 2 exons. Bases 93 to 1124 code for a protein of 343 amino acids. The record is from RefSeq and is a predicted model, not a curated record. NCBI's taxonomy places the organism in Eukaryota, Fungi, Ascomycota, Sordariomycetes, Sordariales, Sordariaceae.